GAUGCUCUAAUCACACAAACCAAACAUCAUAACAUGGAAAUGAUGACAUUAGUCUCUUUGUGCUUAGCCACCUUCUUGUCCUUUCUCUUCCUUAAACGAAUCAUUACCACCACAAAACGUAAGUUACCACCGUCUCCAAAGUGGUGGCUUCCGGUGAUAGGAAACCUCCACCAGCUCGGUCCAAACAUCCACCGAUCUUUCCAUUCUCUAAGCCUCAAGUAUGGACCACUCAUGCUUAUUCAUUUCGGCAGUGUCCCUCUUCUCGUGGUCUCUUGUCCACAAGUUACUAAUGACAUCGUGAAAACACACAACCUCAACAACUUUGCAAAUCGCCAUAAAUCCAAAUCUACUAACAUAUAUAUGGAAGGUGGGCGUAAUAUACUCUUUGCCUCAUACGGAGAAGAUUGGAAGCAUAUGAAGAGUCUAUGCAUGGCACAUCUUCUAAACAACAAAAUGGUUCGUUCCUUUGAGAAGCUAAGAGAAGAAGAGAUAAAAGUAUUGACAAAGAAGCUAGAAGAGGCAUGUUCAUCUUCGUCACCAGUAUAUCUAAGGAAACUGCUUUUGACUCUUACCAGCGAUAUCAUAUGCAGAAUCACCUUUGGAAGAAAAUACAACGGUGAGGAAGGUGGAACUGAUAUCAAGAACUUACUAGUGACAUUCAAUGAGUUCUAUGGCAAAUUUUUUUUCGGAGAUUAUUUCCCCAGUUUGGCAUGGAUAGAUAAGAUCAGCGGUGUAGAAGAUAAAAUGAAAGACGUAAACAACAAGUUAAAUGGUUUUUUAGACAGCAUUGUGCAAGAACAUGUUCAUGCCAACCACCAAGAGCCAUCAGAUUUUGUUGAUAUGUUGCUAUCGAUUCAAAAAGAUCAAACCAAACGGUUUGAUCUUGAGAGAGGCGACAUAAUACUCAUCCUCAAGGAUAUGUUUUUCGCGGGAGCAUCAACAACUGCAACACUACUAGAAUGGACAAUGACAGAACUUAUGAGGCAUCCAGAGUGUAUGAAAAAACUUCGAGAUGAGAUUAGCUCAGUUUCGGCUCAUAAUUCAUAUGUAACAGAGAAAGAAGUUGAGAAAAUGGACUAUUUACACUGUGUGAUCAAGGAGGGACUACGGUUGCAUCCCUCUGGUCUAUUACUCUCAAGAAUAUCUACUGAAGAUAUCCAAUUAAAUGGAUAUGAUAUUGCUGCAGGGACACAGGUAGUAGUCAAUGUUUGGUCAAUUCAACGAAACCUAGCUAUAUGGGGACAUGAUGCAGAAGAAUAUAAACCGGAGAGGCAUUUUGGUUCGAAUAUUGAUUUUAUCGGUAGCGAUCCAAAGUUCAUUCCAUUUGGAGCAGGGAGAAGAGUUUGUCCUGGAAUGGGUUUUGCUAUGGUCUUGUCCAAAUUAACACUAGCUAACCUCGUGAAACGGUUCAACUGGAAAGUUAUGGUCGGACCAGGGGGAGAUGAUCAUAAGCACGAUCUAGCUGAAGCGUCUGGUGUCGAUGUUUGCCGCAAGUUUCCUCUCAUUGUAGUUCCAUCACUUGUGCACGCAUGAAGGUAUUAAUCCUCCUUGAUGAUAAGAUACAUCCCUAUAAUUUAAUGUGUUCAGUUCACUAGCUUGUCGCCUGAUGAUGCUUUGCUUUUAUGUUCCCUUAAUAACGUACUUUCAUAUUUGUGGUAUGCGUACUUCUUAAGUAAAGUUGUACAUUGUGUUCGGUUUAUGAAUGCAAAAUUCAAAAUAAUAAUUAUGUAGUAAUUUAUUAAUU
Messenger RNA from Capsella rubella, 1744 nucleotides. Its product is annotated as cytochrome P450 71A27. The coding region runs from base 34 to 1533 and encodes 499 amino acids. The transcript is spliced from 4 exons. The record is from RefSeq and is a predicted model, not a curated record. Gene Ontology annotation, molecular function: iron ion binding; oxidoreductase activity, acting on paired donors, with incorporation or reduction of molecular oxygen; heme binding. Lineage: Eukaryota; Viridiplantae; Streptophyta; Magnoliopsida; Brassicales; Brassicaceae.